GGGGAGGUGGCAGCGGCUUAUAUCACCGUGAAGCGCCGACAGAAACGGGAAAUUAUCGCUGUUGCGAAAGCGAGAACUUUUACUGUCUUCCUGGUAUUUUCGCCCAAAUCCUUACAAGAAGAAGGGUUCCUGACUAUACCACUCCUUCACCAUGUCUUACAUGUGUGUGUUAUUCAUGUUUGUGCUGCUGACGGUGUGCGUGUUUCACGGCGCUGUCUCCGAGUCUGCGGCUCCGUCUUACGGUGAGCGGGGUUCUGACCUGGGCUUGCAGGUGUUACUGAAAGUGAUUCAGGAGAAGCCGCAGGAAAAUGUGGUCCUGUCCCCCCAUGGAGUGGCCUCCAUUCUGGGCAUGCUGCUCCCUGGUGCCCACGGCGAUACCAAACACCAGCUUCUUGUGGGACUACAAUAUAAGAAGAAAGGGCCCUAUAAGAUGCUUCAGAAGCUCCACAGGACCCUGACGUCCAAGUCCAAUAGCGACCUCAUCACCAUCGCUAAUGCCCUCUUCCCACAAGAGGGUUUCAGCAUGCACUCCGAUUUCCUGACAACAAACAGAGACAAUUUCCUGUGCGAUAGCCGCCCCCUUGACUACAGAAACCCGCAGGGGUCUGCAGAUAUAAUCAAUGAGUGGGUCAGCAACACCACAAAGGGCCACAUCACCAGUCUUGUGCAAGCUGACAUGCUGGACCCCAUGCUGACACGGCUGGUGGCCGUCAACUCCAUCUACUUUAAAGGGCUGUGGAAGGCACGCUUUCAGCCCCAGAGCACCAAGAUGAGGAGCUUCACCAGUGGAGAUGGACAGUCCUACAAAGUGCCCAUGAUGUCCCAGCUGUCUCUCUUCAAUAUUGGUGUGGCAAGCACUCCCGAUGGCGUGAAGUAUAAAGUUAUAGAGUUGCCGUAUCGUGGCAACAGUAUGAGUAUGUUCAUUGCUCUGCCGCAAGAGAAAUCGACACCAUUGGCGGCUGUACUGCCACAUAUCUCCACAGCAGUAGUGCAGGGCUGGGCCAAGCAAAUGAGCCAAACGAAGGUCCGCCUUCUGCUGCCAAAGUUCAUAGCAGAAGCAGAGGUGGAUCUGGAGGGGCCUCUCUCAGCUUUGGGUAUAACCAAUAUAUUUAGUGAGGGGAAAGCUGACUUCAGACACCUCAGUUCAGAACCUGUCUAUGUGUCUAAGGCUCUGCAAAAAGCCAAGAUAGAGGUGAAUGAGGACGGGACGAAAGCAUCUGCUGCAACUACUGCAAUCUUGUGGGCCAGAUCGUCUCCUCCAUGGGUGAUUAUUGAUAGACCAUUCCUGUUCCUCAUCAGACACAACUCUACAGGAACCAUUCUCUUUGCUGGCCAAAUCAACAAACCAUAAAUAAGCCGAUGAAGACGACAGACACCUCACACAUACAUUUCAUUUUUAACUUUGUUUUAGACGAACCCUGCCCUGAUGGGGGCUGUUUGAUUUCUACUUUGUUCUGUGUCUUCGUGCCACGCUAUGCAGCAAUACUGAAAUUGCUCCAUGUCUUUACAGUAUGUUCACAUUUGUUCAUUAGUUUUAUGCAAGUUAAAUAGAGUGACUAAUGUAAACGUUUUUGCAUUUGAGGUGUUUGAUUCAAGUGCUGAGUCUGUUUUAAAUAUUCACACCAGUGUCUUGUCACACUACAAAGUGCUUUUGUAUAGAUCUUUUAUUCUUUUCCUGCAGUGUUGAAUUUUGUAGUUGAGUUACAUUAGUUUGUCUUGUUUUAAUUUUUAAUUUUAUUUUUAGAAUAAAGUACUUGUUUGCUGUAA
Molecule: messenger RNA, 1767 nt
Organism: Electrophorus electricus (electric eel)
Lineage: Eukaryota; Metazoa; Chordata; Actinopteri; Gymnotiformes; Gymnotidae
Gene: serpine2
Product: serpin peptidase inhibitor, clade E (nexin, plasminogen activator inhibitor type 1), member 2
Biological process (GO): negative regulation of endopeptidase activity; negative regulation of plasminogen activation
Molecular function (GO): serine-type endopeptidase inhibitor activity
Source: RefSeq, a predicted model, not a curated record